Molecule: messenger RNA, 1875 nt
Organism: Carassius gibelio (silver crucian carp)
Lineage: Eukaryota; Metazoa; Chordata; Actinopteri; Cypriniformes; Cyprinidae
Exons: 6
Coding region: 627-1700 (357 amino acids)
Molecular function (GO): protein binding
Source: RefSeq, a predicted model, not a curated record
UUUAUUUACAUGUCUCUGGUCCAUGUUAUGUUCAUAUUUCAUUUGAACUGCACCAGAGUUCAUUUGGAAGCCAACUGAGACCCUUCUCUUCAGCGUCUCGGUCCGCUUGUUUGGUCGCACCAGGUUUCAAAUAGCAGCUUUCACAUUUAUUCAGAUGAACCACAUUAACAGUCUAAAAAAACAUGCCAGAUGUGAACACACCCUAAUACUUCAAAUUCACCAUGAACUGACAUAGAGUACGGAGUGUAGUUUCUUUGAGUCAUCAAAAAAAAUUCCCCCUGUAUUCCCUAAAGAGAACAACAUGGUAACUUUUAGAUGCUUUUAUCUGAGAGCUGUACAUUACCAUACAUUGCAGUACACUAUCAUAUAGAUCAGUGGUUCUGGUCCCUCCUCUGCAGAUUCUGUAGGUCUCCUUCACCUGAUGCACUCAGAUGAGUUCAUAGAGCCAUGUUCUGAUGAUGAACUCCUCAUCUCAAUCAGGUGGAUUAAAACACCAGACAUACAGCAUAUGCAGAGCGGUGGGUUCCCAGGACUGGGGUUCAGAACCACUUGUAAAAAUAACUGUACAUGUCUAGCAUAUAUACUAAGAUUAUAAGUAUUGAGUGUUCAUUUUAUGUUUUUAUAGCAUGGAUGCAUCUAAAGAAGACUCGUCUUUGGGAAGACUUGCAAACGAUGAGACCAGAAAUCCUACUUGCAAAAUGAGAACCGUUGAAGUGAGCAGAAAACCUCACCUGUGUCUGUUUGCUGUACGAGACAUUCUACCAGGAGAGGAAAUCACUUACAAUUAUGGAGACUCAGAUUGGCCAUGGCGAGUCAAGCCUUUGAAUAAAGCAUCAGCAGAAUCCACUGAUAAAAAGCCAGCCAGCAGUUUGCGCCUGCAUAAAUCCCCCCAUUGUGCAGCUUCUGUUUCCUCUCCUGAACUGGACAAGGUAAACAGCAAUGGUCCUCAUAAGCAGUCAGGCAAAUCAAGAACAUCAAGGAAUAAAACGGCGGCCAGUCUCUUUUUUUCUGUAGCCACUCCAAAGUCCAAGUCACCCACAUCACCUUCAACCUCGCCUGUGCAGCCCUCAUCAUCCUCACCUGCCUACAGAGGAGGAGAGUGCAUCAACAAAGCUGCUUGCGAAUGUGGCAUAAAGAACCCUGAAGCACUGUCAUCAACUAGGCUUAGGAAACACAUAGCAACCAUGUCUAAAAUUCUUAACCUUAAUGAGAAUGAAGCAGACCAACUGGCUGAUUUCCUUGGUCACGAUAUCAGAAUCCACAGACAGUAUUAUCGGUUACCAGAGGGAACACUGCAGCUGGCAAAAAUGAGUAAAGUCCUAAUGGCCAUGGAGAAAGGAACACUGUCUGACUACAAAGGAAAGAAACUUGAUGACAUUGAAAUCGACCCAAAUGAGCAACUUGAGGCCCAAGGUGAUUCCAUGUCAAGUGAUGAGGAGGAUUCCAGUGACCUCUCUCAGACAUCAGCACCAGCACCAGUACAGACUGAUCAACCUGUUCAAUCUGAACAAGCUGUUUCACAGGAGGAUCAAGGUUCUUCAAAUGCUCCAAAAAAGAAAUGGGAGGACAGUGAGGUAAAAGCAGUAGAGAGACACAUGAUGAGUUUCAUCAAGACAUGCAAAGUUCCUGGUAAGCAAGACUGUGAAAGAUGCAUUCACGCAGAGCCAGAAGCUUUACGCAGCGAACAUGGACUGGUGUGAAAAAUUAUGUGCGGAACAGGAUCACGACUCUUAAAAGAAAGGGUGGUUUGUAGGGAGGGACAAACACUUCAACACUUUGCACAUUAUGCUCUUUUUGUAGGAAAUGGAGCUAAAUUAAAAGAAAUGAGGAUAAAGGUGUAGAAAUAUUUUGUGGAUGGAAUAAAACAGAAUAUAU